AUGUGCGAAAACCGCUACAUGCUCCAUCAAAACCUCGAUUUUGACCACUUUAUAUUCCAAAUGCAAAUCUCCCUCACCACAAAUAAUCAAAGUACAAACGAACACUCCCACGAAAACUUACGAAAUUUCCUCCAAGCCUUUUCAUUUUCGUAUUUAAAGCUGCCCGUUUUCUCGUCUGAGACUCACCCCAAAAUCCCACCGCCGGUAGAUCUGUACUCCAAUUGCAACAAAACCCUAACCCUAUCUGUUGAAGACAAUUCAAUCAUGGCCACCACGGAAGAGCCAAUCAUCCCGACCACCGAGCCGGAGGCCGAGCCGCCGACUGCUGAGGAGCCUGCCAAGGAAGAAGAUCCUGCGCCCAAACCCAAGAAAGCCGCCCCCGCUAAGAAAAUCCCGGCGCCGAGGAAGCGUAGCGGCGCCACUCACCCUCCUUACUUCGAGAUGGUUAAGGAUGCGAUCGAGACGCUGAAGGAGAGGACGGGAUCGAGCCAAUAUGCCAUCACCAAGUUCAUCGAGGAGAAGCAGAAGAACCUGCCGCCGAACUUCAAGAAACUCCUGCUCAUUCAGCUGAAGAAGUUUGUUGCCGCCGGAAAGCUCAACAAGGUCAAAAACUCUUACAAGCUCCCACCGGCCCGUGCUCCCAGAUCCGCCGCUGCCUCUCCGACGACGAAGAAGAAGCCGGCUGCUGCUGCCGCGAAGUCAAAGGCCAAGCCGAAGCCAAAGGCGUCUGCCGCCGCCGCUAAGGAUAAGAAGGCGGUCGCCUCGAAGUCUAAGGCGAAGCCCAAGGCCGCUGCUGCGAAGCCCAAGCCGGCGUCUAAGGCGAAGCCAGCUGCUAAAGUCAAGCCGGCUGCGAAGUCCAAGGCUGUGUCCCCAGCGAAGCCGAAGGCCGCCCCCAAGCGCAAGGCUCCGGAGAAGUCGAAGGCUGAGAAGAAGCCACCGGCUAAGGCGGCGAGAACGUCGACGAGGUUGACUCCAGGGAAGAAGGCGCCCGCGGCGGCACCGGCGAAGAAAGCUCUGGCUACGAAGGCGAAGACGGCGAAAUCACCUGCGAAGAAGGCUUCGGCGAGGAAGGGGAGGAAGUAGAGAUCAGGGGUAUUUUCGGGAAAGUGAAUGUUUGUUUGUAGGGAUAGUAUUGUAAAUAGCAUGGAUUAUCUUUGGAUGGGGAUGCUAUUAGGGAGGGCAUGAUAGAAUUGCAUUCUUUUUUCGUUUUUCUUUUUUCCUUCUGUUUUCCCCCAGUCCCCCUUCUUACAAAAUUUCCGUAUUUUUCUCUUUUAAUGUUCCAGUUUUUAGGGAUUUGAAUCAAUGCAAGUUCAAAUCAACUCCAGAAAGAAAUUAAUGGGUUUUCUUCAAGUGUUCCAAGUUUUCCGUUUUUGCAAAGUUUUGCCUUAUUUUUAUGUGGAUUCCCAUUUUUGAGCCGAUUAGGGUUUAUGUAUAAAUUGCAGGAUGAUUUUUGUUUUCAUUAAUGGCACAAGUUUGUUGUGCGAAUGAAGUUUGGCAUGGACGAUGAACAUGAAAGAAGGGGAUUCAAAUUUCAUAGGUUGAAAGACUGUUUACAACUCGCGUAUUGGGCAUCUAAUGGGUAAAAUCUUAAUCUUUGCUGGUUUUAGUUCUAGCUACUCUGCAGUUUAAUGGAUAUUUUGACAGGGCAGAAAAGACUACUGAUUAACACAUGAAUUUCAUGGAUAGUAUGAAUGUGUGUUGGAAUUUAUCAGUUUUAUUGUGCUCUAAUGGAGGCUAAAGAAUUUUUAGGGGGUGGGUAAUAAUAAGACUUUGAGUUUCUUCAUAUUGAAUCUUAAGUUUAGAUUUCUCACUCUGAACUUGAUCUCGGAACUUAUGAAAAAUGUGUCGUUUCUCCAUAAGAGGCACGAUCGACACACUUCCUUCAUAUUCCAUGUACAAACUUGUAACUCUAGGGUUGUUAGUUAAUGCUAUAAAAGCUUGAUUACUCUUUUAAUGAUUGUGUGGUGCAUGAGUCUUAAUUAUAGUCUACAUUAGAUUUUUCUCAAUCAGACUUGUACGACAACAUUAUUGAUCUCGGAACAUUGGAAAAACAUGUCGUUCGCCCAUUAAAACAUUUACUCUAGUGUUGCUAGUUAAUAGUAAGCUAUAAAAUUCUGAUUAUUCUUAAUGAUAGUAAGAUGCAUCUCAUGUCAGGUGAAGUAGAAAGCGCGGCCCUUUAACACUGCUUGAAAUAGUAUCAACUUCUCUAGAUUCUGUAGGUAUGAAGUUUACCUAUUAUCUUUUUUCCUAUACCCUUUUGCUAACGAUCUUCGAGUCAUUUUGUGGCUAUGAGGGAGAUGACUUGGCUCGUAGGUUAGUUUGGCUAAUGUCAAGCUUGGCUUUGGGCCUAUCGAAAUCAAGCUGUGCACCUCUCGUUCGUCAAAAGUUUUCUUAAAGCCUUCACACAAACUCUUGCAUAUCACAAUAACCCACCUAACACGAUCGUCCAAAAAUUCAUAUUCAACAAAACUACACAAAACUAAGUAGUCAAGUUAGCACAUCAACAAAUUACAGAUUUCAACAAAUAACAACUCAUAGCAAUAUAUUUCUCAUUUGAUAGGAUUUAAAACUAUACUAAAUUUGUCUCAAAUACAAAUUCAAGCUUCAAGGUUAGAUCUCCCGUGCAAUAGCCGCAUCUCUUCCCUUGCCUCAUCGACAAUAGUUAUCAACUUAUGAGAUUGUUGUCUUUUUUUCUCUACAACCAACAAGUGUAGCUGAGCAUGGAAACUAGAAAUGUUGAUCCGAUUAUUCACAAAGCAAUCCAAAUCUUUGUCAUAGCUAAAAUAUCUAUUUUGGUGGCCACGUCCCACUUCAUCUUCAUAAUCCAACACAAACCUUGGGUAAACUGAGAAAAAUAACAGGAGGAUGUCUAAGAUGCCAUGAGCCAUCUUUUGCUUGGUACAAUUUGGGUUAAUUGAAUCAUAAAAUCUUCUCAAUCCAACACAAACCUUUUGUAAACUGAGUGAAAAAUAUAACAGGUUGCCUAAGAUGGCACGGGUCAUCUUUUGCUUGGUACAAUUUGGGUUAAGUGAAUCGUAGCUGAAUUGCGCAAAGCAGUGUAGCUACUGAACAUUUAACUUUUUGGCU
This is a messenger RNA of Striga asiatica, 3087 nucleotides long. Lineage: Eukaryota; Viridiplantae; Streptophyta; Magnoliopsida; Lamiales; Orobanchaceae. The record is from the annotation of a GenBank genome assembly.